Messenger RNA from Lolium rigidum, 3693 nucleotides. RefSeq names its product protein NLP1-like. Gene Ontology annotation, molecular function: DNA-binding transcription factor activity; protein binding. The transcript is spliced from 5 exons. Lineage: Eukaryota; Viridiplantae; Streptophyta; Magnoliopsida; Poales; Poaceae. Bases 150 to 2861 code for a protein of 903 amino acids. The record is from RefSeq and is a predicted model, not a curated record.
AUUCAUCUUCAUUUUUUGUUUUCCCUUCUCUUUUCUAGGUAAUCCGAGGCUCGUGGCUCGCGUUGCUCCACACCGCUUGCGGCUCCGCCCCGUCUCCGUCCCCGGUGAUGCGGAGAAUUUGAGGUCUGCUCUCUGGUGUGUGUGUGGUCAUGGAGCAGCCGCCGGCGCGUAACGACGAAGCCGGCUACCGAGGCAGCACGCGGGGCGACAUGGCGGUCGCCGACGAGCUGGAUCUAAUGGAGGAGUUCCUGCUCGCCUCGCCGGGGCUCGACUACCCGGACUUCCUGCCCCCCGAGUCCCCGGCCCCCUUCUCCCCGCUCUUCGACGUCGGCAGCUGCAUCACCACCGCCGCCACCCCACCCGACGCUCCCGCCGCCACCAGCACCUGGCUGCUCCAGCCGCAGCAGGGCCACGUCAAGGAGCGGCUGCAGCGGGCGCUGCAGGGCAUCGCGCGGCGCUGGCAGGCGCAGCGCGGGUGCGGCGGCGAGCUGCUCGUCCAAGCCUGGGUGCCCACGCGCAUCGGGGACCGCCAGAUGCUCACCACCUGCGGGCAGCCCUUCUGGCUGGACCGCCCCAGCGGGCGCCUCGAGAGCUACCGCGGCGUGUCCGUCAAGUACCAGUUCUCCGCCGACGAGCUCGCGCGCGACGCGCUGGGCCUGCCCGGCCGCGUCUUCGUCGGCCGCGUGCCCGAGUGGACCCCCGACGUCCGCUACUUCACCGACCAGGAGUACCCGCGCGUGCGCCACGCGCAGUACUUCGACAUCCGCGGCAGCGUCGCCAUGCCCGUCUUCGAGCGACGCACCGGGGCAUGCCUCGCCGUCGUCGAGCUCGUCAUGACCACGCAGAAGAUCAACUACAAUGCCGAGAUCGAGAACAUAUGCAACGCGCUACAGGAGGUUGAUCUCAGAAGCUCCGAUGUUUCAGCUAGUCCUCGCGCACAGGUGUUUGGUUCUUCUUACCAAGCAAUUGUACCAGAGAUCAUGCAUGUCCUCAGAGCGGUUUGCGAGACCCAUCAGCUGCCGCUGGCCCAGACGUGGAUAUCGUGCGUCUGCCAGGCCAAGAAGGCGAGCCGCCACUCUGACGAGACUUACAAGUGCUGCGUCUCUACCGUGGACGAGGCGUGCUAUGUCCGCGAUCCAUCCGUCAUGGGCUUUCACCAGGCUUGCUCUGAGCAUCAUCUGUUCAGAGGUGAGGGUGUUGUCGGCAAGGCCCUCGGGACACAUGAGCCAUGUUUCUCCCCGGAUAUCACUACCUGCAGCAAGGUCGAGUACCCUCUCUCUCAUUCUGCAAAGUUUUUCAGCUUGAGGGCUGCGGUGGCCAUUCGGCUGCGAAGUGUCAGGACCGGGAGUAUGGACCUUAUCCUGGAAUUUUUCUUGCCGAUGAACUGCGUAAAGAGUGAAGAUCAAGGGGACAUGCUUAAUUCUUUGUCCAAUACCCUAGAGCAAGUCUGCUCUACAUUACGGGUUGUCGGUGUGAAAGAACUGGCAAAUGAUGGAUCACCUGAAUCGAGCCCUCCAGUCACACCAGAAUUUUGUGGCAAGCCUGAAAACUUGGAUGUGCUCUCUUGUGGCAUCAAUGUUCCUGCAAGGAUAACAUCACCGGAAGCGACUGAGGAGGUAUCCUCAUGGAUUGCAAGCCUUGUGGAUGUUCAAAAUAAGGGGGUGAAGGGAGAAAUAAAUUCCGACCUACCAUUUGGAUUCAGCAAACAAGAGGAUGAAGGCUUCAGUGUUACAGCUGGCUGGGCAACUUCACCUGUACUGAUACCUGAAGAUAGCAACUUCUUUCCAGGGUUUAAGAAGCAUGAAGAAUACGAGGCCAAGGAAGCAAGCUGUACGAGUGAUCCAAGCCUUUCAAACUCAGAUAAAGCAGUAGAAAAGCGGCGGACUAAGAUGGAGAAAACUGUUAGCCUGCAAGAUCUCCGGAAGCAUUUUGCUGGCAGCUUGAAAGAAGCUGCAAAGAAUUUAGGAGUGUGCCCUACUACAUUGAAGAGAAUAUGCAGGCAGCAUGGAAUUAAUCGUUGGCCAUCAAGGAAGAUCAAGAAAGUUGGGCACUCCCUAAAGAAACUGCAAAUGGUCAUUGAUUCGGUACAUGGAGCUGACGGAACUGUUCAGCUGACUUCACUCUAUGAAAAUUUCACCAAGACCACAUGGUCAGAAAGAGAGCUACAGGGAGAUCACAGUUGUCCAGCAUCAGAGCAAAAGUUUCACCUGGAGCCUUCAGUUCCUGAGCGGCUGUGCGAGAGCAGAUUCAGUUCACGCACCUCUGGCUCUAAUUCUCUCUCUCCUACCUACAGCCAGAGCUCAAAUUCGAGCCUUGGUUGUUCCAGUGAUCCGAAGCCUCAACUGCAGCAAAGCAGUGCUCCUGAUCUUCCAAUUAAGCAAGAAACUUCUAUGGAGGAAAAUCAGAGUUCCACACAGAUGACAGAUGCGAGCCAUGCUGAACUGCAGAUAUUAAGUGAAGAAAGACCUGUCACCCUUUGUAGGUCUCAGAGUCCCAUGCUUAUAAGUGAACAAAAGCCAAUGGAGAACAAGCCCAGCAUGCAAGAAGCUAAGCCUGAUAUUCUCAAGAUAAAAGCAAUGUAUGGCGAGGAAAGAUGCAUAUUCCGGCUUCAGCCAGAUUGGGGCUUUGAAAAGCUGAAAGAAGAAAUUGCAAAGCGGUUCGGCAUUUCGCAGGAAACAUGUGAACUCAAGUACUUGGAUGAUGAGUCGGAGUGGGUUCUUCUAACAUGUGAUGCAGACCUGGAGGAGUGUGUUGAUGUAUACAAGUCAUCGAGUGCUAAAACAGUAAGGAUAUCGGUGAAUGCGACAGUUAGACCGGUGCUUGGUGGUUCCUUUGGUCUUUCUGGUGUAUCCCGAGAAUGAUUUUCCUGCAUCCAAUGCAAAUACCCCGUCUUUCAAGUAGACAAGGCAUCGACCCUGCCCUCGGUUUCAGUCAUGGUGAUAUGCACAGGCCACGUUUGUAAAUAUUUGGGGAUGAGGUACCAUCCAGUGGUCAGAUGCUCGGUGAAUUAUCACCAACCUUGUCUGUUAUGACUAAGGAUGGAACUCUGUACUUCUAGACUAGCUUUUGUUCAGGCAUAGGGAAAAUAGUUUGUUGCAGUUACCAAACUAGUGUACAGAAUAGGAAAGGAUAGGAAUUUGUCGAAAUGAAGCUUUGCGUUAGGUUUAGAACUCUCAAUCUAGUUGCAUAACAAAUGUAUGUUCUUCCUGGGCUUGUUCUGUCUCUAUAGUUAUGAAGAAUUAUCUUCAAGAUUUCAAAGCUUGCUUGAACGCACGAGCUGUAAGGAGAGAAUUAUGCCUCGUGCCUUCACAUGUCAGUUUGAGCUCCACGAAGAUACGUUCUUACAAUGCUGAAAUGUGUUCUCACCUGUUGCAGAAGGGUACAUAAGAUGAGCACUCGAAUUGUUGUCAAGGCAAGAAUGCAUGCAUCAAGCUCUUCUCAAUGUCGAAACUGCAAUCCUGCUUGUUCUAGAUGUUGGUGUCGAAUCUGGUUUAUAUGUUGGAGUUGGAUAUUUUUGGUAGUGAGUCAGGGCCUGUCUAGACUCCUAGACAGCUUCUGCCUGACAGUGGUGUAGAGGAGCUGUUUUCUUUUCCUUAUUUUUCAUUCAGGACAAUGGAAUGCUAUGGGUUUUGGAUGCAGUCUGUUGCAUAAUUGCUCCCAACUUUAUAUGUAUAAUACAGUUCCAUUUAGAAA